UCGACCGCGCGCCCCGAAUCCCUCAUCGGGCCGUGGGACCUGAGUCGCACAGUGCAGAUACUGCGCCGCAGCCACGACAAGGGCGUGCUGGCCGAGUACAAAGCCUCCACCAUGCUCUCCGUGGAGGCCGAGGCCGCCAAGCUCGCCGAUGACCGCGGCACCUGGGAGGGCCAAGGACUCGAGCACCGCGACGAAGACCUUAUUGUUGUGCGGGAGGACGAUUACACCCCCGCCCCCACCCUCUACGAGGAGGACGACGACGACGACGACGACAACGAGGUGCGCCUGGAGGUCGAGGACGGCGUCGAGGACCGCCAGGACAAGCAGGACCUGCAGGACGUCGGGAGGGACGCCGCGAGGGACAGGACGCCGGGCGCGGAGGACGCGACGCAGGAGAGCGUCAUGGAGGUGGAGGACUUCGAGAUGCCCAAGAAGGGCCACGUGGACAUCGUGACGCGCUUCCUGCGCAUCGUCGAGUCGCAGCACCUGCUGGGCGAGAACUGCACCGCCGGCACCGACCUCAACCUGGGCGAGGGCGUGGUGGACCGCUACGCGCAGGAGCGCUUCCGCGUGGAGGCCGACGUGGCGGUGAACCGCGCCAACAUGCUGACCCGCCUGUGGAAGUACGCCGGCGCCGGCGUGAUGCACUCCGAGUACCUGCUGCACGCCGCCGUGUUCGCCAUGGUGGAGUUCGACGACGACAUCUUCGCGGCCGGCAACUGCUACGACGCCUUCCAGUACAAGGACUACUGGCUGUUCUGCCCGUUCGCCUACCGCCUGCCCGAGGGCCCCAUCCUCGUCAAGGACCUGGCCGUCGAGUACAAGUACCUGGGCAACAAGUCCGAGUGGUUCUUCGUGGCGCGGAAGAACGCGGAGCGCGUCAUCCAGAACUACAACCAGUUCAGCCGAGGCUACAACACGUACACGUACAACUCGACGGCGCACACGGAGCGCUUCCCGGACGAGAUCCUGAGCGUCACCUACGAGGACGGCAAGUGGAGCAAGCCGUACUACGACUGCGGCGGCGGCAACAUCUGGAUGCUCACCUACACCGUGCCCUUCUUCGGCUUCGCCAACGGCUCCUACUUCUUCAAGGGCACCAGCGGCAUCGACAUCGACCUCCGCCGCGUGGACAUCGACCAGUGCCCGCUGCCCGAGGGAUCCACGCAGCUCAACAUCUUCGCCGCCUCCGACAAGUGCAAGAAGCGGACCACUGAGUGCGCGCCCAUCGCCGGGCUGGGCUUUCGCCGUGGCUCCUACCUGUGCGUCUGCAAGCCGGGCUUCUACUUCCCGGACACGCAGAGCAGCCAGCGCGCCUUCAACGGCAACCACAUCGAGGAGGAGUACGAGAAACUCAUCAUGGGCACCGAGUCGUCGUACAAGAAGCCCGGCGCCUUCGAGUGCCUGCAGUGUGCCGAGGGGUGCGAGGUCUGCGAGGACGACCGGCCGUGCGUGGUGACGCUCAACUGGGCCAUGCGCACCGCGCUGCUCGUCAUCGUGUGCGUCAUCAUCCUGUGCCUGCCCGCCGUCGUGGUCUUCACCUGGAAGUACGGCCACGUCAAGGUGGUGCGCGCGGCCAGCCCGGUGCUGCUGCGCGUCAUCGCGCUGGGGGCCUUCUUCAUCUACUGCACGAACAUCGUGAUGUACUUCGAGCCGCACGUGGUGACGUGCACGCUGCGGCUGUGGCUGCGCGAGAUCGGCUUCUCGCUCACCUACGGCGCCCUCAUGCUCAAGACCUGGAGGAUCUCCGUCAUCUUCCGCGUGCGCUCCGCCAAGGCCGUCAAGAUCACGGACCUGGACCUGGUGAAGCGCGUGGGCGCCAUCCUGGGCGCGUUCGGCGUGCUGCUGGCGGUGCGCACACUGGUGGACCCGCCGCCCGUCAUCGUGGGCCGCACCGCCGACGACCUCAAGGCCUUCCUGUGCCGCACCGACUGGUGGGACCACUGCUUCACCACGCUGGAGGUGGCGUUCCUGGCCUGGGGAGUCCGCCUGUGCAUCGUGGUGCGCAAGGCGCCCUCCGAGUUCAACGAGAGCAGGUUCAUCUCCAUGGCCAUCUACAACGAGUUUCUUCUCUCCGUCUUCCUCAACGUCUCCAUGCUGUUCCUGCAGUCGCCCGCCAACCCGGACCUGCUGUUCGUCAUCUUCUUCUGCCACACGCAGCUCACCAUCACGCUGCUGCUGGGGCUCAUCUUCGGCAGCAAGGCGUACCUGGUGUUUCGGGACCGCGGCCGCCUGGAGGAGGCGCCCUCCAUGCCGAAGCCGCCCACCACCAAGUUCCUGCGGUCCACGAACUCGCACUACGCGACGCAGCCGACGCCGGCCUCGUCCAACUGCAACGCGGCGCACAACGACGUUGGCGUGCAGGAGGAGUUCUCCCGCCUCAAGUCGGCGCUGGACGCGCUCCGGGACCGCAGCGUGUGCCGCGGCGACCGCAUCCUGGCGGCGCGCAUCGGCGCCAUGCUGGAGUGUGCGGGGCCGGGGCAGCAGGCGCUCAAGGAGUGCGAGGAGGACGCGGCCAAGGCCAAGGAGGCCGAGGCCAACCAGAUUUCGUGGAUUUUGCAAUCUGAACGCAAGAACUUGAACUUCGGACUUAAACGUAACUUCGAGGCGGAAAUGUCGUUAAGGUUGAGAAAGUGCCAUGUUGAGGGGAGAGUCAUGAUAAAGUCAGAUGAAGGAUUAGGGUUUAACUCGGGUGCCCCUUGA
This is a messenger RNA of Thrips palmi, 2703 nucleotides long. RefSeq names its product probable G-protein coupled receptor 158. The record is from RefSeq and is a predicted model, not a curated record. Gene Ontology annotation, biological process: G protein-coupled receptor signaling pathway. The transcript is spliced from 15 exons. The coding region runs from base 112 to 2703 and encodes 863 amino acids. Gene Ontology annotation, cellular component: membrane. Lineage: Eukaryota; Metazoa; Arthropoda; Insecta; Thysanoptera; Thripidae. Gene Ontology annotation, molecular function: G protein-coupled receptor activity.